AUGGCUCCCCUGCUCCUGGCCGGCUUCCUGGCCCUGCUCUGCGCACAGCUGGCCCAGCCGGCUGGCGUGUUCGAGCUCCAGGUACACUCGUUCCGCAGCAGCGCCCGCAGCCUGUGCCCCAGCGCCAGGCCCUGCCGCCUCUUCUUCCGCGUCUGCCUCAAGCACGCCCAGGCUGUGGUGUCCCCCGAGCCCCCCUGCACCUUCGGGGCCGCCCUGAGCGACAUGGUCCCCGCCGACCGCAAUGCUGUGGCCACCAGCGCACCCAUCCACGUGCCCUUCCACUUCAAGUGGCCGGGCACCUUCUCCCUCAUCAUCGAGACGUGGAGAGCCGAGGCCGGCGAGCCGUCCACAGAGGACGCCCAGAACCUGAUCAGCCGCCUGGCCACGCGGCGCCGGCUGGCGGUGGGUGAGGACUGGUCCCAGGACGUGCAGCUGGGCGAGCAGAGCGAGCUGCGCUAUUCCUACCACGUGCUGUGUGACGAGCACUACUACGGCGAGGGCUGCUCCGACUACUGCCGCCCCCGCGACGACCCCUUCGGGCACUACGCCUGCGACGAGCUGGGCGCCCGCGUCUGCCUGCCCGGCUGGAGGGGGGAGUACUGCUCCGAGGCCAUCUGCCUGCCGGGCUGCAGCGAGGGGCACGGCUACUGCGAGCGGCCCGGGGAAUGCAAGUGCCGGAUCGGCUGGCAGGGGCGCCUGUGCGACGAGUGCGUCCGCUACCCGGGCUGCCUGCACGGCACCUGCAGCCAGCCCUGGCAGUGCAAUUGCCGGGAGGGCUGGGGCGGCCUCUUCUGCAACCAGGACCUCAACUACUGCACCAACCACCGGCCCUGCCAGAACGGCGCCACCUGCACCAACACGGGCCAGGGCAGCUACACCUGCAGCUGCCGGGCCGGCUUCACGGGCACCGGCUGCGAGAUCGAGACCAACGAGUGCGACAGCAACCCCUGCAAGAGCGGCGGCAGCUGUGACGAUCUGGAGAACGACUACAAGUGCACCUGCCCCCAGGGGUUCUAUGGGAAGAACUGCGAGAUCAGCGCCAUGACCUGCGCCGACGGGCCCUGCUUCAACGCGGGCACCUGCGCCGAGAAGCCCACCGGCGGCUACACCUGCCACUGCCCCCUGGGCUACCACGGCUCCAACUGUGAGAAGAAGAUCGACCGGUGCACCAAUAACCCAUGUCUGAACAGUGGCCUCUGCCUGGACCUGGGCCGCCGGGUGCUCUGCAAGUGCCGGCCGGGCUUCGCCGGCACCCGGUGCGAGCGCAACAUCGACGACUGUGCCUGCAACCCCUGCGUCAACGGCGGCACCUGCCUGGACGGGGCCAACAGCUACACCUGCUCCUGCACCCUGGGCUACGGCGGCAAGGACUGCAGCGUGCGGGUGGACGCCUGCGGCUCCAGCCCCUGCCUCAACAGCGGCACCUGCUACACCCACUUCUCCGGCCACGUCUGCGAGUGCUCGGCCGGCUACAUGGGCUCCAGCUGCGAGUUCAAGGUGCAGAGCCCCGCCCCGGCCAGCAGCCGGCGGCUGGCGGCCGACGACCCCUUCCCGAUGGCCCUGGCCGUCUCCUUCGCCCUGGGGCUGGUGACCCUGGCCCUGGUGGUGUGCGCCGCGCUGGCGGUGCUGCGGCAGAUGAGGCAGGGCCGCAAGGCGGGGAAGGGCACCGUGCGGAAUGACCUGGACACCGUCAACAACCUGAAGGAGAGGGAAGGUUUCCUCAUUGCACCCGGGCGGUUCAAGGUGCCCAACAAAGAGCCCAAGUUUGGCGGCGACGGCCUCAGGGACAAGUUCAACUGCAAGCGGAAGCUGCUGGAUCUCAGCGGGGACGCCGCCUGCAAGAAGAAGCCGGAGAAGUAA
Emys orbicularis (European pond turtle) is the source of this 1860-nucleotide messenger RNA. It is a transcript of the gene DLL3, whose product is annotated as delta like canonical Notch ligand 3. The transcript is spliced from 7 exons. NCBI's taxonomy places the organism in Eukaryota, Metazoa, Chordata, Testudines, Emydidae. Bases 1 to 1860 code for a protein of 619 amino acids. Gene Ontology annotation, molecular function: Notch binding; calcium ion binding. Gene Ontology annotation, biological process: negative regulation of Notch signaling pathway; cell communication; Notch signaling pathway. The record is from RefSeq and is a predicted model, not a curated record. Gene Ontology annotation, cellular component: plasma membrane.